AUGAACAUAUUUAACCCGAGGCGAUAUUCUGAAGCUCCCAAGAUCAAUGCUUCAGAUAAAUUAAAAAUGAUAAAUUCUCCUCGAAAUGCAGCAGAAAACGACCUAAAUGAUUUUUCAGAGAGUUCCAUGGAGGAAUUUCCUGGAAGAGAGAAACUAAAGCUUCCUGGAGUUAGGAGCGUAAAGAAUAAAACUCUCACUUUAAAUCUCCCAAGUUCUAAACGGACAUCUAUUGCACCAAGAAGAAACAUAAUGUCAAUGCAAUCUUCUGAAUUUGAAGAGGAGAAUAUUACUGGAGUGAGGAAAUCACUUGCAAAGGAACUACAAAUUCCAUGGAUAAAUAUCUGCAGAGCUUUAGUCAUCAUUAUCUACUUCGGGAUAACAAUAAUCAUGACUUCGCUCAACGAAGACCUCGACAAGGGAUCUAACGGGGUGUUAUUCCAUGCUAUUGAGAGUGUCUUUAUUUCCUUGUUCAUCUUAGAAAUCGUACUGUUUAGAUAUGCUUUUAAGAGGAAAUAUUAUGAAAAUAAAUUUAACAUUGUUAAUUCAAUGUUUGUUGCACUCAUUUUUGUAUUUUGGCUUCUUGAUAUCGUUAUUACUAACUAUACUGUUAGUGUUCUCCUAAGAAUGAGAGGAUCAUUGAGACUUGUGUAUAUACCAAUUAUCAUUGAGCAUAUCCAUCACCAUAUUAAAAUUAUUAGAGAGGAAGAAUACAGGCAAGAGAUAGAAAAUGGAGAUCAUCCAACUACAGAUCAAAUUGUCCAAAUUUUAAUGAGGAAUAUUGAAAUUAUCAGUGACGAUAGAGUGAAUAGCGAUCUAAAAUAUUGAAUGAAGCAUAUUGCUAAAGGAGAUCUAGACCAAGGAAGUCAGGUAGAUGUUCAAGUACAAGAACUCAAAUCAUUGAAGAGAAGAAGGAAUAAAGUUAAUCCAAGAGAAGAGCAUGCAUGGAUCCGCUCAUUUUCUAACGUUUUCACAUUAAGAAGAGAAACGAAUGAAUCAGGAACUAUCAUUAUGUCUGUGACUAAUAAUCAUAAUUUGGACUCUCUUUUAGAUGUUAAAUUUAACAUUACAGAAGUAAUGGAAAGUCUUGAGACAUUGGACUUUGAUAUUUUUGAUUUUAAAGAAAAGACAGAAAAUAGAGAACUCACAACAGUUGCAUCUUUGCUUUUAAAUAAGCAUUCUCUGUAUACUGAGCUAGGAAUUCAACCAAAUGAAUUUCUUAUUCUCCUAGAUAAAGUAGCUUCUGGGUAUGAUGCUAAAGUCCCUUAUCAUAAUGCCACACACGCAGCAGAUGUUUGUCAAACUCUUUAUUGAUUCAUGGUUAAAGGAAAUUGGAUCACUCUUUCCCAACUAGGAAAUUUGGAUUUAUUAUCAAUGAUUUUGGGAGCUUCAGUUCAUGAUUAUGAGCACCCAGGAGUCAACAACAUGUACUUAAUUAAUUCUUCAGAUAAACUUGCUAUUCGAUAUAAUGAUGAGUCAGUUCUUGAGAACCAUCAUAUUGCUUCAGCAUCAGAUCUUUUGAAAACACCUCAAUAUGAUAUUUUAAGAAAAAUGGAUAAAGAAGAUAAGAAGCAAGUACGUAAAAGAAUGGUCCAUAUGGUUCUCGCAACAGAUAUGAGUAAGCAUUUCAAAGACCUCGGAACUUUCAAAAGUAAAAUGAACACAAAUUCUCUCGACCCAAUUGAUAAAGACCUCCACUUGUGUCUAGGAAUGGGAAUGCAUUUGGCUGAUAUUAGCAACCCGACAAAGCCUUGGCACUUAACCCAUAAAUGGAUUGAACUGCUUUUUGAUGAAUUCUUCAAGCAAGGAGAUAAAGAAAAGAAGUUUAAUUACCCCAUAAGCGAUCUGAUGGAUAGGAAAUCUGUAAACAUUGCCAAAGCCCAGCUUGGAUUUAUUGAUGUCAUUGUGCUACCCUCCUUCGAAUGUUUCUCAGGAUUCUUAAAAAGCAUUGAGGAAAAUAUCAAGAAUAUGAAAUAAAAACAGAGCUAACUGGGCAGAGAGAAUAGAUGAAUACGAAGAGAGGAUGAAUGGAGAAAAGAGACUUCACUCUAGAGGAGAAGUCAUUGAAGAAGUAAAGGAGCUUAGUGAUGAAGAAAGCGAGUCCAAUAAAAUGCUCACUUUCAGAGACUCAACAGAGAAUCAGCAUACCGUUUCCAAACAGAUAGAAGGAUCGAAAAGUGCAAGUGGCUUAGAUAAAGAAUCAUCAUUUGAAAUAGCUUAAAGAGAAGGACUUAGUUUGGAGUUAA
Messenger RNA from Moneuplotes crassus, 2243 nucleotides. The record is from the annotation of a GenBank genome assembly. Lineage: Eukaryota; Ciliophora; Spirotrichea; Euplotida; Euplotidae.